AUGGCGCCGGGACCCCUGGCUGCGCAGCAGCGCGCACCAGGGAGCUCUGAGGUGCCGCCGCCUCACAGCGCGGGCCGCGCAGAUCCCUCGUUCCGCGUACCGCAUCCCCCUGACGCCGGCGCGCUCGGCCGUUUUUCCGGCGCGUACCCCCAGCGCGGCGGUGGCGUGUACACGCGACUGCCGCGGAGACCGUCGCGGGGUGAGGGCUCUGCGUUCUUGGAACCUUUUCUCGGCUCGCGGGAGGACAGCACGGAGUUUUCUUGCUCGCCCCCGCCGGGGCGGUAUCCGCCGCCGUCUCGCUCGCCGCGAGAAGCCCUGCCGGCAAACGCGGCGGAGAGCCUCGCCCGCGCGAAGCGUCAGCUCCGCCGCACCCUCGCCACAGCGGAGGGAGAAGAGCGACGGCUGGUUCAGGUCUUUUGCGGCGCGUGCGCGACCACUCUCGGGCUCGUUCUCUUCGCGCUGCUCUUCCAGUACGAUGCCAUGUUCGUCAUCGACGGCCGCGACGUCUUUACGCAGGAACACCACACCGUGACCUUCUUUCACACCAAGCUUUGGCGUCGGCAAGCCCUAGUUGAAGACGCGCAGUGGACACGCAUCUCCGCUCCCUCUUCGCGCGCUCUGUCGCCUCCCGCCUCCGCGGCGGGCCGCCUGCUGUCUUCCAGCGAUUGGCCUCGCCUGCCUGCGGUGCCGCCGGGUGUGCUGUCUGCAGUCGAGGUUGGUUCUGCCUCCUUCGCCUCCUCACUUGCGGCCGCUCUCUCGUCGCAGCCUCAGCAGCCUCUAGGCGCUUCACAUGCCGCGUCCCCUGCGUCUCAGUCUCCUGUCUCCGUUGCCUCCGCGGCUGCGUCUUCUUCUGCCGCAGCCGACUUCUCUUCUCGUUCGCCGCCCCUGGCGGCCGCGCCUUUCCGCGACCACGCGAAGCGUGAAUCGGGAGGGCAGCGGGCCUUCCCCAAGGCUCCGCAGCCCGAGCACGAAGCCAAACCUGCCUCGAAUUUCCUCCAAGGGAGGAAGCAGGCCGACAAGAGAGAGAGCCGCCCCGGGCUCUUGCGCAAGGUAGGCGCAGACGGCGUAGUCACGGACGAGCCGAUUCUGUCCUCGGGCUUCUCAGCCGCCGUUGGAGAGUCGCCGAUCUCCAGCGAGGGUGGCAGCGCCCGCGGUGGCAGCACAGAAGAAGCAGGCAGAUCUUCAGGAGGCGAGUCGCUCUCGCUGCCUGUUCCUUCCCCCUCACUUGGGCCUUCGGCAACUGACCCGGCGCCGGACAAAGAGGCGGCGCACCACCAGUCGUCCUCUUUCUCCUCCUCUCCGACAUCUUCACUCUCCAAGCUGGACUUGGAGCACCAGCGCGAGAUCCAAGAAGGAAGCGUCAGUCUCCUGCUCUCCUCGUACCACGCGUGCAAGGCAUUCACAUGCGACGACGGCCGGUUGGCGUCCUUCUUCUCUUUCUCGUGCUUCUCGUCCUUCCUCGUCUCGCCGUGCUUCAUCGUCGGGGGCACUGCGUACGUUACUGUGAGCGCGUACCUCUGCUGCCUGGUGUGCGGCAGUUGCGCCAUGUGCGGCUUCCUGUUCCUCUUUGCGGUCUACCGCUCUCCCGAGGAAGUGGAAGACCGGGAGACGCGCAAGGCCUCGCGCGAGACUGGCGGGCGCUCCUGUCCCGCGGACCGAAAACUUGGGAUGACCCGCGACGCCUGCUCUGGCGACCAGUCGCGCGGAGCUGAGCCCUUCUCGGCGUCCUCGCGGUGUCUGCGGCCGCCGCCCCCGACCGCCCCGUGCCAGCCUCGAGGACAGACGAUGCAGGGAGACGGCGAGUGCGCCUACGCCGCUCCGCAGAGCGCGCCGCCCCUCCAGGCGCUUGCGCCACUCAGCUGUCCAUCUCCUUCCUUCUCCGCUCCUCCGGCCUUCGCCCUGCACGCUGCCGUGAUGAUGCCGGCGCACGCAGGAGGGCGGCCUGCCGCAUCGGAGCUCGGGACGGAACGUGAGCACGAGCUGUCGCGCGCGUUCGCGACAAGGGAAGUGAAACCUUCAUUUUGCUCGAGUGGGGGGGGCUGGAAGGGAAGAACUCGCAGCGGGAGAGGUGGUGAAGCUGCUGCACUUAACGGAGGAGAGCGGGGCGGCGAGGACAGACAGCUGACGCUCUGGAUUGUCCGGGCGCGGACAGUCGCCACCAUGGGCCUCCUGAAUGCAUGCAAUCUCUCGAGCAUGAUUGUUUUCGAGUAUUGCAUGCUCAGAAACAUCAUUCGAGACAGCGGGACGAACGCGCAGUAUAGGGAUGGACUGAACGACCUCCUGAAUGCCCAAAAGGCGCCGCGACAGAACUUCACGGACUUCAGCGUCUCUCUCGGCCCAGCGUCGUACUUGCUCCUCGCCCUGGUGCCUCUGCUCUUCCUGCAGCGGUUCUGUCUCUCUGGCCUCAGAGAAGCUCACCGGAGAUUUGCACGCGCGCGCUUUGCCUUUCAAACGUUUUUGAGCGGGACCUGA
Molecule: messenger RNA, 2472 nt
Organism: Besnoitia besnoiti
Lineage: Eukaryota; Apicomplexa; Conoidasida; Eucoccidiorida; Sarcocystidae
Exons: 5
Coding region: 1-2472 (823 amino acids)
Source: RefSeq, a predicted model, not a curated record